AUGUCAGUUACUUUUGAUGCAGAGAAAAAAAUCUGGUAUGGACCCACCAAGGAAUAUACUUACGGAAAUUUAGGAGUUGCCGAAGUGAUUUUCACCUUUUUGAAGAAUAAUCCGGAACAUGUCGCACAAAUAAGUGACGACACGGGAAAAGUUUACACCUCGAAGGCGAUUUUAAAGGCAGCCAUUAGUUUCGCGCAAGUGCUCAAGGCCAAAAACGUGGGAAAGAACGAUAAUGUGUUAUCUUUGAUGGACAAUCAUCAUUACAUGAUGCCCGCGUGGUUGGGAGUUACCUUCGCUGGUGCUGUGUUGUGUCCCUUUGCUAUGACAGAUAACUCUGUCAAGGAGGAAAUAAGUGACAUUGUCGAUCAAGUCCAACCCAAAAUUUUCAUUACAAGUCGUCUCGAUCUCGUUGACUACUUUAAAAGUAUCUUCAAAAAUUUAAAUUUGGACUGCCCAAUUUACAUUUAUGAGAAUACGAUUGAUGGUUGUCACGAUUUGAAGCCAUUGUUAGAGCAAGAUGUCGAUAUUGACGCCUUUGAAGUACCAAAAGUCGAAAAUUCAGCCAAAGAUAUCGUCAUGCUUACAUUAUCUUCUGCUACAACAGGAAAACCCAAGUUAAUCAAUACGACACACAUGCAGGUUAUUGCUGGAUUACCUACCGACUUUGGAAAAGUCAUCAUAGCAUCAACAAACAAACCUGGCUGGUCUGCGGAAAACAAUCUGGCCUUCGGAUGUUUAACGCAACCCUACACACGCGUCAUCACAGCAAAAGAUCAAACAAUCGACGAAUUCCUUGAACUCAUUGACCGUCACAAAGUCAAUAUUGUCUCUAUCAAACCGAAAGACAUCUAUGCUGCAAUUCGUUCGCCAACGAUAAAAACGGUCGAUUUAUCGCAUUUGAAGAUGGUUGGUAGUUCCGGACAACAUUUAAGCACAAAAAUCGCCGAUGAAUUCCAAAGUUACAUGACCGGAGGAACUGUUGUGAACGUUUAUGGCACCUCUGACGUUGGAAUUGCCAUCACCCAGAUCGUUUUCGGCAAAACCAAGCCAGGUUCCGUUGGACAAAUCAACGCAAAUGUCACACUUCGCAUCGUGAGCGAAUCUGGCGAAAAUUUGGGCGUCAAUGAAAUGGGCGAAAUCUACGUAAAAUGCAACGUUCCGUUUGCCGGCUACUAUAAAAACGAGAAAAUGACGAAGGAGGCCUUGGACGAAGAGGGUUUCUAUAGAACAGCGGAUAUUGGAUAUGUGGAUGCCGAAGGGAACGUUUUUCUCGUCGAUCGUAAGAAAUUUUUGAUCAGUUAUGGGGGCGAAUUUUUAAAUCAAAGCGAAAUCGAGAAAAUUGUCUUGGAGCACGUUAAAGGCGUAGAAGCUGUUUGUGUUGUCGAUGUGGAGCAUUCAGAAUAUAACGUGAUCCCCAUAAUUUGCAUCAUCCCGGAGAAAGGAGUGACCUUGAAUGAACAGGAAAUUAUCGAUACAGUCCAUAAAAAUUACAAUCGAAAAUUUUACACAAAAGUUUUCUUCGUGGAUGACAUGCCGAUGACACUUUCGGGUAAAUUUAAGAAAUAUAUGGUGAGGGACCAGAUUUUGAAGAUGAACAAUGGUAAAAUUUAA
This is a messenger RNA of Culicoides brevitarsis, 1611 nucleotides long. Its product is annotated as probable 4-coumarate--CoA ligase 1. The transcript has 3 exons. Gene Ontology annotation, biological process: long-chain fatty acid metabolic process; fatty-acyl-CoA biosynthetic process. The record is from RefSeq and is a predicted model, not a curated record. The coding region runs from base 1 to 1611 and encodes 536 amino acids. Lineage: Eukaryota; Metazoa; Arthropoda; Insecta; Diptera; Ceratopogonidae. Gene Ontology annotation, molecular function: long-chain fatty acid-CoA ligase activity.